This is a messenger RNA of Fusarium venenatum, 498 nucleotides long. Lineage: Eukaryota; Fungi; Ascomycota; Sordariomycetes; Hypocreales; Nectriaceae. The record is from RefSeq and is a predicted model, not a curated record.
AUGGAUAAAACGACCGUUACAUGGCACUACACGCGCGCCGACUUUAGAAGGCCCUCGGCAAGGGGCCAUCUCGCCAUUGUACCGGAUGUUUGGGUUGAACGAUUGAGUAUUCUACCCCCGACGACCACCGUAGCUCUAGACAUCCAGGGUCACCUUCUUGAUGCAGAUAAUGAAGUCGCGUUCGCGUGGAAGCUGGAGUAUCUUGGUCAUUUGGCUACUGUCGUGGUGGUCGGGAGCUGGAUGCGAACUCGAACUAUCUGCUCGGCUGCUCCGGACCUUCAGGGCCACCCUAACGAAACGGUCGACCCGGCCAUCUCGUCCUUCGCCUCCAGGCCGGUCAUGAACGCGGGAUUUCUCACACAUAUACACCCGGAUUCGGGAACUCAAACCCGACAAGAAGCAAGAGGCGAUUUGGAGACAACAAGUUCUAGAAGCCAUAUCAGAUCAUGGCUGAUGGACACCUUCAUGCUGACAACAUCACAAAUACCUCCACGCUAA